Rhea pennata is the source of this 5133-nucleotide messenger RNA. RefSeq names its product catenin delta 1 (gene CTNND1). Lineage: Eukaryota; Metazoa; Chordata; Aves; Rheiformes; Rheidae. Gene Ontology annotation, biological process: cell-cell adhesion; cell-cell junction assembly. Bases 435 to 3233 code for a protein of 932 amino acids. The record is from RefSeq and is a predicted model, not a curated record. Gene Ontology annotation, cellular component: adherens junction; plasma membrane; nucleus. Gene Ontology annotation, molecular function: cadherin binding. The transcript is spliced from 21 exons.
AGAGCAUUAUCUGCUGCUGGUUGAACUGAAGCCGGAGGAUCAGGAUUCAAUCUGCCUUCAAAAUAAUUUGGCAGUCAGGACCAGGCAGGAUUCUCCUCCAGCCCCUGAAUCUAGGCAGCCCAGAACCAGAGACGAGGUGGAUAAAUGUCACCUUCGAGGAGUCUGGAUCUUCGAGGAUCAGGACUUCUCUCAGCUCUCUUCCCUCCUGCUUCCUCACUGUGGUGGCUGGGCUGUUUCUCCCAUGACUCUCUGCGACUAGACCUGGCUGCCCUGUGCCUUUGCCAAUCAAACCUGAACCUCCUCCUCUAACAGUGAAGAGUGGCUCCCCCGUUCUGGGUUAUUUCUCUUCCCCUCACCCUGACACCUAGCUGCCUUCACUUGUGCCUCCCUGCACCCUUCGCCCCUUCCCUGUCCACCCCGGGCACCCGUCACCCAUGGACGACUCAGAAGUGGAGUCGACCGCCAGCAUCCUUGCCUCUGUCAAGGAGCAGGAGGCGCAGUUUGAGAAGCUGACCCGGGCGCUUGAGGAAGAACGGCGCCAUGUCUCUGCUCAGCUGGAACGAGUCCGGGUCUCCCCGCAGGAUGCCAGCCCGGGCUUGGCCAACGGCACACUCACCCGGCGGCACCAGAACGGCCGUUUCUUGGGCGAUGCUGACCUAGAGAGGCAGAAGUUCCCAGAUCUGAAACUCAACGGGCCACAGGACCACAGCCACCUCUUGUACAGCACAAUCCCCAGAAUGCAGGACCCAGGCCAGAUUGUGGAGGAGACGUACACCAUGGAGGAGGACCCAGAAGGGGCCAUGUCGGUCGUGUCUGUGGAGACAUCAGAUGAUGGGACGACUCGGCGCACAGAGACCACGGUGAAGAAAGUGGUGAAGACUGUGACCACCCGGACAGUCCAGCAGGUCCCCAUGGGAUCUGACGGUUUACCCUUGGAAACCUCCCCAGUCACUACCAACUAUGUCCAGACCAUGGACAGGAACUUCCGCAAGAAUGGCAAUGGCGGCCCUGGUGGCUACCUGAGCCAGCCAGGCACAGCCACCCUCCCUCGUAACUACCACUACCCCGAUGGCUACAACCGCCCCUAUGAGGAUGGCUACCCAGGCAGCGAUCACAGCUACGGCAGCCUGUCCCGUGUCACCCGCAUUGAUGAGCGCUACCGUCCCUCCAUGGACACCUACCGGGCCCCCAGCCGCCAGGACAUCUAUGGCCCCCAGCCUCAAGUGCGUGUUGGGGGCAGCAACAUGGACCUCAACCACUUCCACCCUGAGCCAUACGGCCUGGAGGAUGACCAGCGCAGUGUGGGCUUUGAAGAUGUGGAUUACGGGCUUAUGUCUGACUAUGGCACAGCCAGGCGGACAGGGACCCCAUCCGACCCCCGGCGUCGACUCAGGAGUUAUGAAGACAUGCUUGUGGAUGAAGUGGCCCCUGACCGGUACUACUGGGCCCCCUUGGCUCAGCAUGAGCGGGGCAGCUUGGCUAGCUUGGACAGCCUGCGUAAAGGAGCCCCGGCCCCAGGCAACUGGCGCCAGCCAGAGCUCCCGGAGGUAAUAGCCAUGCUGAGCUUCCGCCUGGAUGCUGUAAAGUCCAAUGCAGCUGCCUACCUGCAGCACCUCUGCUACCGCAAUGACAAAGUGAAGACGGAGGUGCGCAAGCUGAAGGGCAUUCCUGUGCUGGUAGGAUUGCUGGACCACCCCAAGAAAGAGGUGCAUUAUGGGGCCUGUGGUGCACUUAAGAACAUCUCCUUUGGCAAGGACCAAGACAACAAGAUUGCCAUCAAGAACUGCGAUGGGGUACCUGCUCUGGUGCGCCUUUUGCGAAAGGCCCAUGAUAUGGACCUCACAGAGGUUAUCACAGGAACACUGUGGAAUCUGUCCUCGCACGACUCCAUCAAGAUGGCCAUUGUGGAUCAUGCAUUGCAUGCCCUGACUGAUGAGGUUGUCAUUCCCCGCUCAGGCUGGGAGCGGGAACCCAAUGAGGACUCAAAACCUCGCCAUAUCGAGUGGGAAUCUGUGCUCACUAACACCGCUGGCUGCCUUAGGAAUGUGAGCUCAGAGCGGAGCGAGGCCCGUCGGAAACUGCGAGAAUGUGACGGGCUGGUGGAUGCCCUGAUCUACAUCGUCCAGUCGGAGAUAGGCCAGAAGGACUCGGACAGCAAGCUGGUGGAGAACUGUGUGUGCCUGCUGAGAAACUUGUCCUACCAAGUCCAUCGUGAGAUCCCCCACGCUGAGCGCUACCAGGAGACACCCCUGGCCCCUGCCAACAACACUGGGCCCCAUGCUGCCAGCUGCUUUGGUGCCAAGAAGGGCAAAGACGAAUGGUUCUCCAGAGGUAAAAAAAAUCCAGAAGACCUUGGUGCUGAUACAGUGGAUUUCCCUAAAAGAACAACUCCAGCCAAAGGCUAUGAGCUACUCUUCCAGCCAGAAGUGGUCCGGAUAUACAUCUCUCUGUUAAAGGAAAGCAAAACUCCAGCUAUCCUAGAGGCUUCAGCAGGAGCCAUUCAGAAUCUGUGCGCUGGCUGUUGGACGUAUGGCCGAUGCAUCCGUGCAGCACUUCGUCAAGAGAAGGGGCUCUCAGCUAUUGCUGAGCUCCUGACCAACGACAGUGAGCGUGUUGUGAAAGCAGCAUCUGGAGCCCUGCGCAACCUGGCUGUCGACUUGCGUAACAAAGAGCUAAUAGGUAAACAUGCCAUCCCCAACCUAGUGAAGAACUUGCCUGGAGGCCAGCAGAUGCCAGCCAGAAAUCUCUCUGAGGACACAGUGGUGUCAAUCCUCAACACCAUCAAUGAAGUCACUGUGGACAACCUUGAGGCUGCCAAGAAGCUGCGAGAAACGCAGGGGAUUGAGAAGUUGGUGCUGAUCAACAAAUCUGGAAACCGCUCUGAGAGAGAAGUCAGAGCUGCUGCCCUCGUCUUGCAGACAGUCUGGGGCUAUAAAGAACUGCGAAAGCCAUUGGAGAAGGAAGGCUGGAAGAAGUCAGAUUUCCAGGCGAACCUAAGCAACACAUCUCGGACCCAGGGAGGCAACUCUUUUGAUGACAGCACCUUGCCUCUCAUCGACCGCAACCAAAAAGCAGAGAAGAAAUCCUCCCGGGAGGAGAUCCAGAUGAGCAACAUGGGACCAGACAACUAUUCCACACUCAAUGAGAGGGACCACAGCAGGACAUUGGACCGAUCUGGUGACCUUGGAGAUAUGGAGUCAGUGAAGGCAGCACCGCUGAUGCAGAAGAUCUAGCUGCCGUCCCUGCCUCCACUCAGUUUGGGUUGAUAAUAUAUUAUAUAUAAUAACUCCUCGUGGUGGAAUGGACUGAUUUUUACCUUGUCUUAUUUUUGGUUUUUUGCUGGACUGUUUGUGCCAACUAGCCAGCCAAAUGAUGGCCUGGUUGCCACUGGGGUGGGGGCAGCCCAGGCCUCUCUGCCUCCCCUAAACAGCUGCACCUCCCUGUUCUGAGACGUUUUUAUCAAUUUCUUCCUCCUUGUCCUCCGUCACCUCCUUCCUCCAGGGAGUAAACGCUCCUGCCUGACUGCGCCGGAUCAACUGGCGUGGAUGCUGCAAAAAAGACUCCAGAUCUGCCUUCACCAGAAACUGCCUUCUCUCCCAUGCCUUCCUUCUGGCUGGAGAGAUGCCUGCAUGACCUGCAUUGAGGGGCAGGGACUGAGACCUUCCCUGCAACCUCUUUUUGUUGCCUAUAGGAUAUAUUUUUGUGCGGGAUCACCCUUCAACCAAGGCUGUGGGGACAAUUGGAGCAUCCCUCCCUGGUGGUGAUGGGGCCUGGGCAAGGGGGGGCCAAAGUUGGGAGUCAAGGGGGAAUGUGGGGAAGGAAAAACAGCAAUAACUUGUCUUGCUUUGCUCUAGAUGAGGUUUUAGGGAUGUGGGAAGGAAUCUGGUUCUGACCUGUCAGCCUUGCUCCGGAUCAGGGGAGUGGAGAGGCCUGGAUGGGGUCACUGGCCCCUCCCACCCAGAUGACUGCAUGAGGAGGGAUCCUAAUGUGGGCAGACAGUCCGUGCUGUGGGAGCGGGAUGGGCCUCCCCGUGUGGGAGGGCAGCCAGGUUCCUCCUUGCUGAAGGAAGGGGUGCGGCAGGGCUCUUUGGGGAGAGGUUUCUUAGGGACUGGCUCAAGUACUGGUGUGCCUUGUGCUGGGUGGGUGGAGCAGGCACUGGCAGGGCUGCAAAGGUGGUGAGCAGGUAAAGCCAGGAUCCACCCCCUUUCGUCCCCACAUCCCCCACGCACAGGCUGACCGCAGCAGUGCCCCUCUCACUUUCUCUUGACACGUGCCUUUCUUUGCCACUGUGAAGUAGCUCUCUGAAUCGUACUGCCCAGCUUAGCUGGGACAAGGUGUUUCUUAGGUGUUGGAUAGGGCCGAGCGCUUCCCUUCACUGCCUGGAGCCUUAGCUGUCUGCAGGUAGCUGCUGCUCUUGGCUGAUGGGAGCAGGGGCCUCACCUGCCCCCUGGAGAACAGACUGUCACAGGAGCUGGGGAGCCAUAUGCCUGUCCCCUCUACUUGUGGGGGUAUACUACUUAAGUGCUGCAAUCUUUUUUUUUUUUUUGGGGGGGGGGGGAGGGAGAGUUGGGGAACUUCAGGCUCCCUCUGCAACUGGAAGCCUUGCAGGGCUGCAAACUGUAGCUGGAGCCCUUCCCAAUUUGUAGCUCAAGGUGAGGACCCCCCCAUUACGGGUGCUGUCCUCCCUGAGAGCUCGUGCACACUGCACAGGGAGGGGCAGGCGGCUGUGUGCGUGAAUCUGUGCCUCUCGCUCUUGUCCUGCUCCCCUCCCUGAAAGCACCUCCCUACUCUGUGGCUGUGAGUCUGAUCUGGCUCUAGCCUCAUCUCAACUCAGUUUGGUCUUGUUCUGGGGUCUAACUCUUCCUUCUUCUAUGUAUGUAAAACACUAAUUUUUUUUAUUAUUAUUUUUAAUUCCAGAUGAACCAAAAAAGAAAAGCUUCCCCCUUCCCUCUUCUGCUCUGGCUCUCCCAGGGGCAGUGUGUGUCCCAGCCUGGGGUGGGGGCAGCUGGCUGCAGGGGGAGGAAUGAGGGGAGCCAGGGGGAACCUGCUGUUCAUUGUCUGAUUCCUGUGCACACUCUUGUAACACUUUUAAAACAAAUGAUUUUUUUAUAUAAAUAAAGUUUUUAAAGUGUG